Molecule: messenger RNA, 7794 nt
Organism: Salvelinus namaycush (lake trout)
Lineage: Eukaryota; Metazoa; Chordata; Actinopteri; Salmoniformes; Salmonidae
Gene: clip1a
Product: CAP-GLY domain containing linker protein 1a
Exons: 24
Coding region: 311-7009 (2232 amino acids)
Biological process (GO): positive regulation of microtubule polymerization; cytoplasmic microtubule organization
Cellular component (GO): cytoplasm; nucleus; microtubule plus-end
Molecular function (GO): microtubule plus-end binding
Source: RefSeq, a predicted model, not a curated record
ACGCGAGUCCGUCGGAACACAAGGCUUCGGUUGGGAAGACAACUCGAAAGAGGGUUGUGCCUGUUUGGGAUUGUUUCUAGCUGUUCGUCAAAGAACAAUUCAUACGAGAGUGUUACAGGGUCCUUUUUUGAGGGGCAUCUUUUUCUCCCUCACCCCUUUUCCUACAUUUUUAUUUUUGUUUGAUUUAUUUUGGUGCUGUGACUUUGUCAUCUCAAAGUCUGAGCACAACUACGUCAAUGAUUUGGGGUCAGCCGGCGCCCACUGACGGACAGAAAGGCCCUGUAGAUUUCACAGCACACAGAGAGGAAACAUGAGCACAACCAAGCCCAGCGGGCUCAAAGCGCCCAGCAAGAUGGGUAGGUCAACGGGGGCGCCAGCCACCAAGACCACCCCCUCCACUGCCGGAUCCAAAGUAGCUGCAGCCGACAAGUCCACUCCAGGUAGCGGUGCAGCUGGGACACAAGAUGGCGGGGAGAACUUCCAGGUUGGGGAGCGAGUGUGGGUGAAUGGGAACAAACCUGGCGUGGUGCAGUUCCUGGGGGAGGCUCAGUUUGCACCAGGACAGUGGGCCGGCAUAGUGUUGGAUGAGCCCAUUGGGAAGAACGAUGGUUCGGUGGCAGGGGUGCGCUAUUUCCAGUGCGAGGCCAUGAAAGGGAUAUUCACCCGUCCCUCCAAGCUGUCCUACACAGAGGGCGAGGCCAACGGGACUCAGACAGCACCUCCGUCCCGGGCUGGGUCGCCCACCCCCUCCACCGCCAGCCUGGCCUCUCACACCCCCUCUGUCAAAAAAGCCUCAACUGUAACGCCAGUCACUCCAGCCUCCAACCUGGCACGCACAAACAGCGAGUCCAUCUCCAACCUCUCAGACACCAGCUCGGUCAAGAAGGGGGAGAGGGAGCUGAAGAAUGGAGACCGUGUUUUGGUUGGUGGCACAAAAGCUGGUGUGGUUCGCUUUCUUGGUGAAACAGACUUUGCCAAGGGAGAGUGGUGUGGUGUGGAACUGGAUGAGCCCCUGGGAAAGAACGAUGGGGCAGUGGCAGGAACCAGAUACUUUCAAUGCCAACCCAAGUAUGGCCUGUUUGCCCCAGUCCACAAGGUCACGCGCAUUGGCUUCCCCUCCACCACGCCGGCCAAGGCAAAGACCACGGUGCGGAAGUUGGUGGCCACUCCCUCGAGCCUGAAACGCAGCCCCAGUGCCUCAUCCAUCAGCUCCAUGAGCUCUGUGGCCUCCUCCGUCAGCGCCAAGCCCAGCCGCACAGGCCUGCUGACAGAAACGUCAUCACGGUACUCGAGAAAGAUCUCUGGCACCACAGCAGUUCAGGAGGUGCUGAAGGAGAAGCAGCAGCACAUCGAGCAGCUGAUGGCAGAGCGUGACAUGGAGAGGGCAGAGGUGGCCAAGGCAACCACCCAUGUGGGCGAGGUGGAGCAGGAACUGACCCUGCUGAGAGAGGACCAGGAGCAGAUGGAGGCCAAGAUGGACCAAUUACGCACCCUGGUGGAGGCUGCUGACAAGGAGAAGGUUGAGCUGCUCAAUCAGCUGGAGGAGGAGAAGAGGAAAGUGGAAGACCUCCAGUUCCGUGUGGAGGAAGCUUGCAUUACCAAAGGAGACCUGGAGGUGGCCACGGUGUCAGAGAAGUCCCGCAUCAUGGAACUGGAGAGGGACUUGGUGCUGAGGACCAGGGAGGUGGCUGACCUGCGGCUGCGUCUGGAGGUCCAGCAAAGCACGGAGGGCUCCGACUCCACCACCCCCCCUCUCCUGGAAGAGGUGAGCUCUCUGAGGGCUCAGCUGGCCUCUCAAGCAGACCAGCAACAGGUUGAGCUGGCUGGGCUGAAGGAGACGCUGGCAGCGGAGGAGAAGGCCCACAGUGAGGCAGUGUCUCAGUUCCAAGUCUCUUCCACCAAGAUCUCCACAGACAACGAGCAGUUGAAGCUGCGCCUCAGCCAGAACGAGAAGGAGAAAGCAGACGUCAUAGAGCUGUGGCGCUCCAAGCUGGAAUCUGCCAUCGCCUCACACCAGCAGGCCAUGGAGGAGCUGAAGGUGUCCUUCAGUAAAGGGGCCGGUUCCAAGACGACAGAGCUGGUGGAGACCAGGAGUGCCCUGGAGAGGCUGAAGGUGGAGCACAAGCAGGCACUGGAGGAGGCGGGAGCCAGGUGUGAGGCAGAGGCUGCAGCCCGGGCACGGGAGACAGGGGAGCUCAACAAACAGCUGCUGGUCGUGUCGGAGGAGAAGGAGUGCCUGGAGGAGAGCCUGCGGUCCAGUGUGGAGAGUGCUGAGGAGCAGCACCUGGUGGAGAUGGAGGAUGUGCUGGGCAAACUGCACACUGCUGAGCUGAAGGUAAAUGAGCUGGAGGAGCAUGAAGCUAAGCUUGUCCAGCAGACCCAGGACAGUGCCAAGGAGGUCCAGGAGCAGGUGGCAGCUAUGGAGGCCCUGCAGUCCCAGGCAGGCCAAGGUAACCAAGCUCUCCAGAACCUGAGGACCCAGCUGGAGGAGGCCCAGAGCCAAGCUCGCUCACAGGGCAACAGGGUCAGUGAGUUGAACUCUGAGCUGGAGGGUAAGCAGCAGGAGCUCCUCUCCUUGCAGCAGAGCCUGACCUCUGUGCUGCAGGACAAGGUCUCCUUGGAGCAAGAGCUGGGCAACCUGAAACAAAAACUGUCAGAAAGCACAGACAAUCAGGCUAAGUCAACACAAACUAUUCAAGGGCUGGAGAGGAAGCUAAAGGCUGGAGAGGAGAGGCUUGAUCAGCUCGCAAACGAAAAGGCCAAGCUCCAAAGUGACAUCUCAGACAUGAUGAAGUCAUCAGGCGACAGUUCAGCACAGCUUACCAAAAUGAAUGAAGACAUCACUCAGAAAGAAAGGAGGCUGGAAGAGUUACAGACCCAACUCGCAGAGGAGAAGGAGCGGGCUGCAUGUUCUGAGGAGCAACAACAGCAGGAAGUUGCCCAGAAGGAGCAGGAGCUGAAGGGGGCCAGAGACGAGCAUCAGGGCCAGCUAAGCAACCUGCAGGGGAAAAUCACACAACUGGAGAAGAGUUUGCAGCAGGGUGAGGCCCAGGCCAAGGAUCUUCAAACCUCCCAGCAGAAGGCCCUGUCUGAGGCCUCAGAGCACCAUGCCAAGCAGCUCCAGGAGCUGCAGGGUCAGGCUGACAAGACCAAGCAGGAGCUGAGUGUCUCCAGGGAGAAGGCCCAGGAGCUGGAGAGGCUGGUGACUGAGCUGCAGCCUUACAAAGAGAAGGCUCAGUUUCUUUCUGAUGAGCUCGACUCGUCCGGGCAGCAUAUUGAGCGAUUGUCCACAGACCUGGAGAAGCAAAUCUCAGUGCUGGCGCACAUGUCUAAGGAAAGCUCAGAUUUCAAAGCUCAGAAAGGAAGUCUCAAAAAUCAACUCUCUGAACUCGAGGCCAAGCUCUCAGCCUCGGAGGCUAGUCACCAGGAGCUCUCAGGUAAGACUGAAGAACUUCUGACACUGAGGGACAAGCUCACAAAAGAGCAGGAGGAACUUUGGACCACCAACCGGAAGCUAGAUGGAGAGAAUGCCUCACUAUCCAGAGAGGUGGAAAAGCUUAGAGUUGCUGUUGAGGAGGCACAGGCCAAUAACAAAUCCCUCAGUCAAUCUGAAGCGGAGCGUCAGUCCCAAAUUGAGGAGCUUCAAAAGACAAAUGCAGAGAAGCAUGAGGUCCUUUUGAAGUACCAACAGGAGAUCCUGCAGCAGGAAACUAAGAGGAAGCUGCUUGCAGAGGUCUAUGAGAAGACCUGUGAGGAGAGGAACGAGCUCCAGGAGGAGCUCAAGCAAAGCAGGGAGAAGCUGACCUCUGAGAAGGAUAGCCUUUUGUUGGAGAGGGAUGCAGCCAGAAAUGCUAAGAAAUCCCUUGAUGCAAAGAAUGUGGAGUUGCAGGCAAGGUGUCAGUCUUUAAGCUUGGAAAAAGAAGACUUCUAUCUGAAAAACACUCAGCUGCAGGCACAGACAGAGACCUUGGGCAAAGAUAAAGUGGAGAUGUUUACUCAAAUUAAUGCUGCCAUUUUUGACAAAGAGGCCCUCCAAGCCUUGAAUGCAGAGCUUCAAAAUCAGCUGAAUAUCACUAAGAAGGAUCUUGAGAAGUCUGUCCGUGACAAAGUCGAGCUACAUGCUUCAAAAAUGAGCCUGGCCAAAAUGCUGGACCAGUCCAAGACCAGCAGUGAGGUUACCGACUCUGAGAGGCUUCACCUCCUGCAGGAGAAAGAGGACCUGCUUGCUACCCAGCGAAAGGUGUGUUCUGAGAAAGAUGAACUUAUCAAGGAGAGAGAAGAGUUAAAGGAGAAGUUCAGACUUUCUACAGAGGAAGUGGCAACCUCUAAGGAGAAAGUCAAAGAGCUGUUGUCAUCUUUUGGUGAGGAGAAGGAAGCACUUUGUCUCCAGAAUGCAGAGACUGAGAAGGCCCUACACUCCAUACGCAAAGAGAAGAUGGCUAUGGAAUUAACACUGGAAAAGCAGAACAUGGAGAGUGACCGUUUGGUACAUGAAAAGGAAGAGCUGGAAGAAAAGCACACAAAGGAGAUCUCUGAAAAGUGUACUCUAACAAAAGAGCGUGACAAGCUAGCAGUUGAGAUCCGCAGUAUGAAGGACCAGCUGGACAGAUCCUCUACGGCCAAUGAUGACCUGAAGCAAGCCAACUCCAACCUCACGUCCUUGCUGGAGGAAUUAAAACAGAAGAUAGAAAAGGUGGAGACUGAGGGAGCUUCCUUGAAAAAAGAAAUGGUUGAUCUACAGGCACAGUUACAGAAGCUUUGCUCAGAGAGGGAGGCCCUUGAAAAAAGCAAAACUGAACUUGCAGAGGAGCAUCAUGAACUAAAAGGCAACUCUGAGCAGCUGCGUUUGGAACUCAUUCAGCAGAACGAUACCCUAACAAAAAAGAGGGAUCUCCUGCUUUCCCAGCAGACUGAGCUUAACAAGAGCCUGCAGAAGGACAAAGAGGAUCUGCUUCUGCAGGUCCAGGAGUUCAAAGUGAAAGUGAUUCUGUUUGAAAAGGCAAAAAUGCUUCUUGAAUCGCAGCAGCAGACUGAAGCAAGUGACCGAAGUAAACUGUCCUCUGCAAAGGAUGACCUCUCCAGAGAGAGAGAGGACUUACGGACACAGCUGUUCACUCUGACACAGGAAAAUAUUACUCUCCUGCAGUCUGAAUCCAACCUGAAGGCAGAGGUUGCCUCUGUUUGUGUUGAAAGAGACACAAUGGCCUCUGAGAGAAAUAGUUUGCGUAGUGAUUUAGGGCAACUUAAGACAACCCACACUGGAUUGUUAGGUGAGAGACAGGGUCUGCUUGAGGAGAAUGCCCAGAUGCAAGUCAAAGUGCAGGACCUCACUCAACAAUCUGUCACCAGAGAGAAGGCCAUGGAUGAGUUGUCUGCCAACCUUAAGCAUAUUGGAGUGGAGAGAAAAGCCUUGGCUGGGGAGGUUGAGAACUUAAAGGCACAGCUGAAGGAGAGGGACCAAGAAAAGGGUGACUUGGCUGGAGACCAAGUAUGCCUGUCUGCCAGACUGAAGAAGCUUGUCAACGAGGUCUCCUCCCUGGCUAAGGAGAAGGUAGACCUCCUAGCUAUACAAUCCCACCUGGAGCAAGACCUUUCCUCCCUCCACAGCAGCCAAGAGAGUAGGGAUGGGGAAUACUCAACGAUCAUGGGGGAGGUAGAGAAGCUGCAAGUUACCCAGACACAGCUUGAAGCAGAUGCCCAGGCCCUACGUGCUGAGAAGGCAGUGAUGGAGGGACUGCACAAAGCCUCUGUGGAGGAGGCAUCUGUGUCUACCAAGGUCAGAGAAGAAAUGGCCACCAACCUGGAAGACCUGAAGGUCCAGAAGGAUGCCUUGCUCAAGGAGAGGGACAAAGCCACCCAGCAGGUCACCCAGCUUGAGGCUCAACAAAAAAAUGCUCUUUCCAAGCAGCUUGAGGCAGCGGAGUCCUCAGGGAAGACUGCUGAGGUCGUGGAGUUGCUGACACAAGAGAAGGGCCUUCUGCAGCAGGAGAAGAUUGAGGCCCAGUCUCUGCUGGAGGAGUUCAGGAGUGCCAAGCAGGAAAUGACCAAUCAGCUGGAUUCCUUGAAGCAACAGAAUUCCAAAUACAAAGAGGAGCUCAACCUUUCUAAAGAGCAGCUCAGCUCAGAGAACCAGAAAAUCAGCGGCCUGUGCCAGGAGAUUGAUGAGCUGAAGCAAGCUGCCUCUGUGAAGUCCCUGGUGGCCUUACAGGAGGAGAACAACAAGCUGACCAAGGAGCUUGGCAGCAGCAAGAAGGAGACCAGUGGCCAGCAGAAGCUGGAAGCUCAGCGGUCCAAGCUCAAUAAACAGUUGCAAGAAAUGAAGCAGAGAGAGACCACAAUGAAGAAACAGUUAGAUGAGGAGAAAGCCUCCCUCCAGACGUCCAUCCAUAAAAGCAGCGCCUUGAUCUCUGAGAAGGAUCAGGAGCUGGAGACCCUGAUGAGUGAGUUAUCAGUGCUGCGUGGGGAGAGCGCCACAGCGAAGACACUGAAGUUUACUGUCCAGUUACUGGAGAAGGACAAGGCGCGGCUACAGGAGUAUGUUCAGAGCCUGGAGAAGAGCCUUUCAGGAGGACAGGAUACUGUUACCAGCUCCUCAGGUGACGCAGCUCUGAAUCAACUAAGGGAGAACAAGGAGACUGCAGAAAGCCAGAUUGAGUUCCUGAACUCGGUUAUCGUGGACCUGCAGAAGAAGAAUGAGGAACUUACAGGCAAGCUGGAGAAGAUGGCAGAGGCUGCCCUCAAUGGGAAUAAUGCAAGCGAGCUUGACAACUAUGACGGCGGUUUUAACAAAGGCCCCUCAAAAAAGAAGGUCCCACCAAGGCUCUUCUGUGACAUCUGUGACUGCUUCGACCUCCAUGAUACAGAAGACUGUCCCACUCAGAUGCAGAUGCCGGACUCACCACCCCACACCACCUACCACGGCAGUAAGGAUGAGGAGAGAGCUUAUUGUGACAUCUGUGAGGCCUUUGGCCACUGGACUGACUCCUGUAACGACGACCAGACCUUCUAAUCUAAAGCCUUCGAGAACCAUCUUUGGCACAAUCUCAACUUUUGCACAUGAAUCAAAUUCACAUGGAGUUCUCUACUGUAUGGGUUUGUCCACAUGUUUGUUUGUGGAGAAAGUCCCUUACUCAAGCCCCUAAGCGCUCUUAUGGGAGAAUGUUUUCUCAAAACAAUAAACGUAAUUAUCCCUACCCACACUAUGUUCACAUCAUUGACUGGUAAAAGAUGCAGGAGUGCAUAUGUAUUGUGAUAAAAGGUUUUAAUUGGGAAUUGUAAAGGACUUGUGUUGAAAUAAAAUCCACGGUUUGUUUGCUAUCCUCUUCAGUGUGCAUAAGAUGAGAGGCUAUAGUUUAUUUUUUUAAGCUUGAGCAUACUUUAUACUUUGAAAAAGGUUGCCUUGUCUGUGUGAUAAUUGUGUGGUGGAAAGGUAUGCAGAGGGACAUGGCUGGCUCCUGCUGCCUGGAAGUGUUGGAACAGUGAAACCCAACGCUGGUUGACUUUCAGUAAAAAAGACCUAACCUCGGCAGAAUGGGACAGUGGGAUCGUGGUCAAGGUUGAAACCGCUAAACAAACCUAAAGGACUGCACACACUCUAUUUCUCCUCAGUUUAAAAUCCUUGGUUCUUUUUUAAGUGGCCUUGACAAGAACAUUGCUUAAUUAAAUCAUUUAAGAGAAUAAAAUAUUGUAAACAGAUGGUAUAAUGCUUAUGAAUUUCUGUACCUAACUUUUUAAAUGUUGAAUAUCUGUACAAAAUAAAUUAAAUUUAUGGAUGAAUUAAAGUUUUUUGCAGGA